Punica granatum (pomegranate) is the source of this 3561-nucleotide messenger RNA. NCBI's taxonomy places the organism in Eukaryota, Viridiplantae, Streptophyta, Magnoliopsida, Myrtales, Lythraceae. The record is from RefSeq and is a predicted model, not a curated record.
CCAUGUUCGUCCGUCAAACUCCUCCACCGUAACGCAGAGAGUACUAGAGAAGGAGGGAGAGAGAGAGAGAGAGAGAGAGAGAGAGAGAGAGAGAGAAGCCCAUUCGCUUCUUCUUCCUCCUCCUUCAGCUCAACAACAAUGGCGGAUAUAGCUGAGGAAGAGGACGACGAGGGCUUCGGGGAAUUCAAGUUCGUCCCCACCACCGCCGCGGUGUCUCCGAAUCCCGCCGCUGCUUCGAACGGUCUCGCCGACGACUACUGGAGCGAUUUCCUUAGCUUCAAUGGAUCCCCGCGCGUCGAGUCCAAUCCCAAGCCACCGCCCACCCAGAAUUCCGUGGAGCCAUUCGAUUUCUUCGGAGAUCGCGCGACUGCGCAGCGAUCUGCUGAGGCGACAUCCACUGGGACGGUGCCGGAGAAACCCAAGUGGGUGAAGCCCUCGGGAGCUAUUCCUCUGUCGCUUUUCGGAGAGGAGGAGGAGAAGGAGGAGGAGGAGGAGGCGGGAUCUGGUGCGGUCGGUGCUUCAUUAAAUAGUGCGACCGGACUGUCCAAUGACAGUAAUGGUGAUCCGGCGAAGGGGGCACCUAAUUUGGGUUCGGCGGUAGGAUUGAACGGUUUCAUUGUUACUUUGUACAAUCAGAAUCAGCAUAGCGGUGCUCCUGCCAAUGAAUCAGGCCUAAAUUUGACCUCAAAUGGGGGGAUACUUCAAGAACUGGACGCGGGGAUCGGAUCUCAAGCUGAAUUGAAUCCGAAACCAAUCUUAAACGGGGUUGAUUUCAAUAUGAGUAAUGGGAACGGGGAAAAGGAUGAAGAAGAUGAAUGGGAAUUCAGGGCUGCAGAUGCAGAGACAAGAGUUAAAGGCGAGAACUUGAAUGGAGACCAGAGGAAGGGUGAGAGUGGUUCAGACCUGAACUUCAAUAAUUUCUUCCCUAGUUGGAAUGGUUUCAGUUCAGAUGUAAAUGGCUUCACUUCAAAACCUAAUGGGGUGGAGUUGGGCACAAAUGGGUUCAAUUUAACUGGAAAUGAAAAACAAGAGAAUGCUGACGAUGAUUUUGGCUGGGAAUUUAAAGGCGCAGAGAUGGAAAACAACAAUAAAGAGGGUAACUUGAAGGUUGAAGGGAGUACGAGGGAACUUUUUGAGGAAGUUGAGCUGAGCUUUGAGUUUGGGAAUGUUGUGCCAGAACCAACUGGUGUUAUUGUUGCGACAGAUAAGAAUUCUCAAUUUUUUGGAUUGGAUUUCGCAUAUGAUCUGAACCCAAAACCAGAAUCCCAGUUGAAUAUUCUAUCAGAUUCAAACCUAAUAAGCAAUGGAAAAGAUGUCAAGAAUGAUUCUGAAUCUAAUCCAACAUUUAGAAGUUUCGUUUCUGAUGAAGAUGCGUGGGAGUUCAAGGAGGCAACUUCAGAGAUCAAUCCACGUAGCCAGGGUGAGCCUGUGGUCGUGAAUAAUGCUACCAAAGUGACUUCUGUAAGUGCUACUAACAGUGUUCUCCAAAGUGGGUCAAACGGUGAGGAAGAUCCAAAGGUUGUUAAUGGAUUUUUCUCGAAUCCCAUUAAUGCAAAUGUGGAAUCGAAUGAUGACUUCUGGGGAUUUAAAGAUGCAUCAUCAGACAGUAAUUUGAAACUAGAGAGAAAUGAGGAAAGCCAUGUUAAUGGAAAGGAAGCCUUUCCACUUGCCACAGUUGGUGAUGGAAAGUUAGAGAACGAUGGUUCAUUAAUUUAUCCCGAUUUGACUACCAGAAAAUCUCCGAAUGAUAGCAACAUGAGAAGACAACCUUCGAAUUUGUCAAUCAAUGAUCUUAUUGCAAAUCUAUACAAUCAAGCCACUCCAAUUGCUUCAGUUCCUGAUGUCCAAGUAUCAGUUGAGAUUGGGUUCGUCACAUCAAAGGCAAAAUUGGAAGAAGAGCCAGAAAAUGAGAUUGAUGAUUUUGAUGAUUCCUGGGAUUUCAAGGCUGCUGAGACAGAAAAGAAAGAUGAGACUUCUUUCAACCUUGUCCAACAGCUAAGUGGCACUGGAUUAGAUUCAAACCAGAGUGGGCAAGUGUCCAGUUUGUUGCAUAGUGACGGUAUUUUAGAUGGUAGUUCUUGGGGAUUUAAGGAUGCUUCUUCCCGGUUAAGAUAUGAAGAUGAGGGUUCUGUACCAAGUCUUGUGGAUCCAUGUCAGAAGUUCUCUGCCGGUCUUGAGAUUGAUGAUCUUCUAGAUUUCUAUUCCAAGUUGAAGGAUGAACUUUGUUUUACUGCUCUUUCCCAUCUUCACAGAAUGAAGGAAGCACAGAAUGGACUUGCUGGUCUUCCCAGUGAUGAUUCAACACUGAAAGAUGAGAACAGGGAAAUUCAGGAACUAUAUAAUGCAUUAAACCCAGACGACAAAAUCUCAGAAGUCACCUCAAUUGAUCUUCCUCCGAGGGUUCCCCACCUCAAGGGGUUUCUGCCAGUCCUGGAUGAGAAGUUACAAGCUCUUGAAGCGGAGUAUCAACUGUCUAGAAAAUUGUCAUCGGCAGAUGAAGAUCCACAGUCACUGAUUGAACUCUUGAGACAUGUUUCCUUGAUGCUGCGAAUUUUGAGAUGGGGAACGGUCGAGCAGCAAUAUUGCUAUGUAACUGCUUGGUCUAAGCUGAUCUCUCUAUGCAGUCAAGAACUUAAGCAUGGAGCCUUGCUGUGGAAGCAGGCUUUAGAGAAAGAUGUGCAGGGUCAUCUGCUAUCUAAAUCUGAUGGCAAGAAGUACAUUAUUGCUCUCGGAGAGAUUUACAGAGCAGUUGGAGUUCUAGGAGCGUCAAUCAAGCUGUACAAGCCAUGGCUGCUUCCGAGUUCUGCAGAUUUCUCAGCUACUUCAGUUCUGCUAAACGAGUGUUCUCUUCUAUGGUCAAGUUCCGGAUUCGAAGAAGCUCUUCGUAGUAUGUCUGAUCCUCUAGAGUUCACAUACGAGGGAUCUGUUGCCACACUACUUGAUUCCAUCAAAGUUAUACAUGGUCUCGAUGAAUAUGCCUUCCAAACCUAUAAUUUCGCUGGGGAAGAACAGCUAUGUCGAAUAUCUCUCCUAAGUACAGAAUUGGUAGGAGAUAUGAAAAUGAUCGAGUGGAACGGAGAAGAAUACUUUCUCAAGCUUGCAAACUUGUGGGCAAAUCUCGCGAGCUGCAAUCCUCCUGAUUUGCCUCGGAUGGAGAUUAGCUGAUCAUCGGAAAGGAAGUCCUGUCACAGUGGAAGCUAUUCGGCCAAGACCAUCAGCCAAUGGGACUGGUUUCCUCCCUGGUAGAUCCGUCAGUCAUCUGCUAUGCAGACGGUUGAUCACUCGGAUAAAAUAUGGAAUCGAAUUAUAGGAUCAUUCUACAAACGGGCUGAAUGAUUGCUCAAAUUCUCGUGUCCCAUUCGAUUUUUUGUUUUACUAUAUCUUAUCAGGGUUGCCGAUUCUUUUUGUGUCAAAAAAGCGUAGCAAAUAGUUCGAUCAAAAGUGUAGAGGUUGUUUUGUUGUAAUAUGUUGUAGAGUGAGCUUUGUCUGAUUGAAUUGAUGGAUCAUCAACAAAGAAAAAGAAAAGAUGAGAAAUAAAAGGUUGCCAGUUAUUUAUAGUCA